AUGUCCGGUCCCUACAACCAGCAGGGAUAUCCUCCGUACGGCGGCUCACCUGCUCAACCAUACCAGCCUUACAACGCCCCUCCCCCCGCCGGUUCCUACAACAGACCUCCUCCGCAACAGCCCACCUACCCCGCACCGCAGCAGGCUCAGCAGGGCUAUGCACGUCCACCACCGCCGCCACCCCAGGGUCAGCCCUAUGGAUCAUCGGGAUCGCCGUAUCCUGGCCAGCAGCCUGUCUAUCCGGGCCAACAAGCGCCAUACCCUGGGCCGCCGCAGUCACCAUACCCUCCAGGCCCGCAUUCUCCCUAUCCCGGACAGCAACCUCCAUAUCAUACUGGACCGCAAUCCCCGCAUCCUGGAGCACCAUCCCCGUAUCCUGGACAGCAGCCACCUUAUAGCCAGGGACCUCCUUCCUACCCGCCCCAGGGCGCCCCAGCAGGCUAUCCCGGUGGUCAGGGCCGUCCCGGACCAUCCCAGGGACCUCCUGGAGGACAGUAUGGCGCUCCUCCGCCCCAGGCUGCUCCAGUCACCCCGCAGCAGGUCAGCGCUUAUCGCCAGCUGCUGAUAAGCACCAUCCAAGAGAAGAACCUCCAGCCGUUCUACCCACCUGAGCGUCUGGACCGACUAGUCCAGACUCUUGCCAAUGACGCCCCAGCCCGACUGGCCAAGCUGACGCACGAAUGGUCUGUGCCGAUGGAAGUCGCAACGGAUGUCAUGAAGCUUUCUCUCUUCGACGUCAUUCUCUACGUGGAUGACAGUGGCUCAAUUGAGUUUGAAGAAAAGGGACUUCGCAAGGACCAGUUGAGACAAAUCCUCGGCCUCGUGGCCACCGCCGCCUCGACCUUUGACCAGGACGGCAUCUCGGUGCGGUUCAUGAAUUCUAUGGAGACCGGCGAUGGUAUCCGCAACGCUGACGACGUGAACAACCUCGUGAGCCGUGUCCGUUUCGCAGGACUGACGCCGUUGGGCACCAGCUUGCGAAGCAAGGUCAUCGACCCAAUGAUCGUGGGCCCGGCCCGCGCCAACCGUCUGGACAAGCCUGUGCUGGUGAUUACCAUUACCGAUGGACAGCCGGCCGGUGAACCCCAUGGUGCCGUGGGUGAUGCGAUCCGUCAUGCGAUUGACGAGACCUCGCGGACUCGCUAUGGCCGUGGCGCGGUGUCCUUCCAGUUCUCGCAGGUUGGUACGGACCAGCGAGCGCGCGAGUUCCUGGGAGACCUGGAUGAGGAUCCCCAGAUUGGACACUUGAUCGAUUGCACUUCGAACUUUGAAGUUGAGCAGGACGAGAUGUCUCGCGCCAACCCGCCUGUGCACUUGACCCGUGAACUUUGGUGUGCUAAGCUCAUGCUCGGCGCCAUUGACGCAUCCUACGAUACCAAGGACGAGAAAGCGUCAAGCCGCGCCGGUGGACCACCACCGCCGCAGGGCUCUUUCGGUGGGUAUAACCAGCCUCCACCGGGCCCCGGUCCUGGAGGAUACAGUGCUCCUCCGCCUGGCUAUCCUCCGCAAGGCCAGAGCCCGCAGCCUGGCUACCCUCAACAGCCGCCGUCACAAUCGCCCUAUCCGCCAUCGACCGGCGGCCCUGAACCGGGAUAUGGACAGCCACAGCCGUAUGGCUAUGGCGGGUCGUCGCCCCAUCCCUCUGCAGGGUAUCCGCCUGCUGGCGGCUACCCUCCGCCACCGCGUCGCUACUAG
Penicillium argentinense is the source of this 1695-nucleotide messenger RNA. RefSeq lists its product as uncharacterized. The record is from RefSeq and is a predicted model, not a curated record. The transcript is spliced from 4 exons. NCBI's taxonomy places the organism in Eukaryota, Fungi, Ascomycota, Eurotiomycetes, Eurotiales, Aspergillaceae. The coding region runs from base 1 to 1695 and encodes 564 amino acids.